AUGGAGCUUCUGCCGUUUGAUAUUUCACAUGAAAGCCCCAAAGAUUCAUACCUGCCCUUGUCAUCCAAUCCCAGAUCCAGCUUUGUAAACAGCACCUUGGAGCCUGAUGGCAUCUCUUUUUUCAUCAUCCAGGGUCUCGCCAACCUCGGCGAGAAAAAGAUGAUCCUUUUUGUCAUCCUGCUGCUGGUUUACAUCAUCAUCCUGGGAGGAAACAUCAUGAUUAUCUUUGUGGUGUUGACUGAUCCAAAGCUCAACUCUCCCAUGUACUUUUUCCUCUGCAACCUCUCCUUUGUGGACAUAGUCUACACCACCACCACCAUCCCCAACAUGCUGUCCGGCUUCCUGACAGACAUGAAAACCAUUUCCAUAUUGGGCUGCUUCUUCCAAAUGCAUUUCUUCAUUCAGCUAGCCGUAACCGGCCGUGCCAUCCUGACUGUCAUGGCGUACGACCGCUACCUAGCCAUCUGCAACCCUCUGCGCUACUCCACCGUCAUGACCCGGCCCGUCCGGCUGCUCCUCAUUGCAGGAGCCUGGGGCUUCGGUGCAUUCUGCACGCUGCCGGCCACCUCAUUGGCCUGGCAGCGGCCUUACUGUGGCCCAAAUGUGGUAAGACAUGGCUGGUGUGACGUGUCAUCUGUAAGGCGGCUGGCGUGCGCUGACACCUCAGUGGACAGCAUUGUGUCCAUUUCCUUCGCCCUGGUGGCACUACUGACCACAGCCAUCCUCAUCCUCACCUCCUAUGUGCUGAUUGGUGUUUCUAUAUCAAGGAUGAGUGUUGCUCAGCGGUUGAAGGCUGUCGGGACUUGUGCUGCCCACCUGACUGUGGUGUCCAUCUCUUACAGCUCGGCCUCCUUUGUAUACAUCUCCUACCGGGUAGGAAACUUUCCACCAGAGGUUCGAAUCAUUGUCUCUGUGCUGUACUCUGCCCUGACACCUUUCCUGAACCCGAUGAUCUACAGUCUGAGGAACAAGGAGCUGCGAGAGUCCAUCAGAAGGACUUUAAGCAGGUUCAGACCUGCUGUUGGAUCAGCUAUGAAGGAUAUCAACACAGUGUCCUGACGUGUAAAGAAAACCUGCUACUCUGCUACCUGGAUACCCACAAACUGGAGAGACAAACAGGAAAUGAACAUUCAGGUGUCUUGAUGUCUAUUUAUGAUUUAAAAAGUGACUUUCUGACAC
Thunnus maccoyii (southern bluefin tuna) is the source of this 1179-nucleotide messenger RNA. It is a transcript of the gene or6at1, whose product is annotated as odorant receptor, family 6, subfamily AT, member 1. Gene Ontology annotation, cellular component: membrane. NCBI's taxonomy places the organism in Eukaryota, Metazoa, Chordata, Actinopteri, Scombriformes, Scombridae. Gene Ontology annotation, molecular function: olfactory receptor activity; G protein-coupled receptor activity. The record is from RefSeq and is a predicted model, not a curated record. Gene Ontology annotation, biological process: G protein-coupled receptor signaling pathway. The coding region runs from base 1 to 1059 and encodes 352 amino acids. The transcript is spliced from 4 exons.